Molecule: messenger RNA, 1350 nt
Organism: Coccinella septempunctata (seven-spotted ladybird)
Lineage: Eukaryota; Metazoa; Arthropoda; Insecta; Coleoptera; Coccinellidae
Product: leukocyte surface antigen CD53-like
Exons: 5
Coding region: 303-1016 (237 amino acids)
Cellular component (GO): membrane
Source: RefSeq, a predicted model, not a curated record
ACCUCAUCUAUAUUUCAUAACGAAUUCAGAUGUCAAUGCGCGAAAACCUACAAGAAUAUGGAUUGAAAUAUCCAUUUUCCAGUCUAACUGAAUCUGAAAAAAUCAUCGAUUUCGUUGAAAGAUACAAUCUCUUGAACUUAAGAGUUUAUUGUUCUCGUCACCAGGACGACCGUCGUUUGUAACACCACGCAUUGACCAAUGAAUGGAAUUUCUUCGAACCCCGUCCGCUAAUUUUAAGAAAUGAACUCAGCAUUAAGUUCAGACUCAUAGGUGACCUUUGAAAGAAACGCACACCUAAAAAAAUGAAGGCCUGCGAGCUGAGCAUCAUCAAAUAUAUUCUUUUCGUGUUCAACUUGGUUUUUGCGCUAUCAGGAGUUGGUCUCAUAGUUGCUGGAGCGUGCGUUUUGGCAGAUGUGGGCGAAUUCAGCCACUUUUUAGAAGGGCGACUUCUAACACCCCCAGUUGUCUUGAUAGUUGUUGGUUGUAUAGUCUUUUUUGUUGCUUCCUUAGGUUGCUAUGGCGCUAUAAGAGAAUCUUGUACUUUGCUCAUGGCGUUCGCCCUGUGCUUGCUCGUGAUACUGAUUGCCGAAUUGUCAAUUGGUAUUGUUGCCGCUGUUUAUAAGGGUGAUUUCGAGACAGCCAUGAAGAAUAUCAUGAAAGAUUCUCUGCAUUCUUAUAACGAGACUCAUUCAGAUAAAGUUGCUUGGGAUAAUAUUCAAAGCAAAUUACAUUGCUGCGGCGUGACUGGACCUACAGAUUGGCCGGAGAAAACGAGGCCUUUGAGUUGUUGUCACGCAAUCAGGGAAGGAUCACCACCACCUCAGGAUUUCCACUGCAGAGAUGCACAACCGAAAGAUGAGAUUCUCUACUCCAACGGUUGUUUUGGCGAGCUGAAAAUGAAAGCUGAAUCGUCAGCCAAUGUUCUCAUGGGAGUCGGCAUAGGGAUUGCUUUUGUCGAGGUGAUCGGAAUCCUUCUGGCUUGUUGGUUGGCGUCAGCGAUAAAAAAUAAGGAAUAAAAAGGUCUUCUUGAAAUAUGCGUCGAGUUGCGCAUUGAUUAUGGAGUAAUUGUUUCAUCAUACUAUAGGUACAAAUACGCCUGAAAUCGUCUCAUUUCACCUACACGUUACUUCGUGAAUUUGGAUUGUACAAAAAUGGAAAAAUUUCUUCUCAUUAUUAUAGGCUUUUAUAACAAAAUAUUUGUAUUAUUUGUAGUGUUAAAUAGUGGUUUAGGCUUCCAAAUGUCUUCAAAUGAUAAUGCUUUUGUAACGUUGGCACUACUCUACUUACUAACAUGUUAGGUGAAUAUAAGACAUCAAGCUCUCUUUAUCUCUAUGACCCAACUAUUUUUUU